AUGGUCGACGGCAAGCCCAUCAGCUUGGGACUGUGGGAUACGGCUGGCCAGGAAGACUACGAUCGAUUGCGCCCCUUGUCAUAUCCCCAAACCGACGUGUUCCUCCUUUGUUUUUCUUUGAUAAAUCCUGCGUCAUUUGAUAACAUUCGGUCCAAGUGGUACCCCGAGAUUGAUCACCAUGCCCCUAAUAUUCCCAUCAUCCUUGUUGGUACCAAACUCGAUUUGAAAGAAGAGUACGACAGAAGAGAUGAUGCCGAAAAGAAUGGGGACAAACAUGCAUUCGACAAUGCCUCAAAAGAAGUAAGAGAACUCAAGGAGAAGAAGAGACAGCGACCCAUAGAGUUUCGGGAAGGCUUGGCUUGUGCGCGGGAAAUCGGGGCGUACAAAUACCUUGUGUGCUCUGCUCUGACCCAAAGCAACCUGAAAGGCGUAUUCGACGAAGCUAUUCGGUAA
Messenger RNA from Metarhizium album ARSEF 1941, 453 nucleotides. Its product is annotated as RacA. Gene Ontology annotation, molecular function: GTP binding; protein kinase binding; GTPase activity. Gene Ontology annotation, biological process: small GTPase-mediated signal transduction; regulation of actin cytoskeleton organization; actin filament organization. Bases 1 to 453 code for a protein of 150 amino acids. Gene Ontology annotation, cellular component: cell projection; cytoplasmic vesicle; cytoskeleton. The transcript is spliced from 2 exons. The record is from RefSeq and is a predicted model, not a curated record. NCBI's taxonomy places the organism in Eukaryota, Fungi, Ascomycota, Sordariomycetes, Hypocreales, Clavicipitaceae.